CUUCCAGCUCUCGUUUAAACUCAAAAUAUCGUCGUCACUAGAAGUUUCUACUGUUUAUAGCAAAAAUAAAUCAGAAACCAUGUCAGACUACGCAGAGUCAUAUGUAUCAGACUGCGAAGUGGAUCCAGAGGAAUUGAAGAAUCAAAGUUUGUUCGACAAGCCACGUGGUGUACCGAGAUGGCUUGGGAAACCACAUAAUAGUGUAAAGGAACGCCUUCACAAUUCAGUAAAAGACAGGACUUUCAUUCAGAAAACUGUCAGCUCAUCUGAGCCAUUAUCUAGGAAUGCGAUGGAUCGAAUCGAAGCAUCUUUGACUGACAAUUUGAAUCUCGAUGUAGUAUAUUCUCUGAACAAGAAAAAUCGUUGGCAAGAUGCCAAGACAACUUUCCUUUUGGCCGGAGCUCCAGAAAACGUGAAUGCAGAAGUUGUUGAGAAAAAUGGAUUGGCGCAAUUCGGAUUCAUCUACCCAGAGAAAUCAACAUUCGCUGUUCACUCAAGAGUUCUUAACAAAGAAAACAAACAGGGAGAAUUUGAAAUCAGAAGUGCCAUAACAUCAUCAGCGAGAGGACAAGAUUAUUCAAAUUUCCUCCCGAAUACUAGAGAGUUUAGUAAAAAGGCAAAUGCAAAAGUGAUGACACUUCGAAGUGAGGAAGUCGAUGAAGAUUCCAAGAGGCAACCAACAGUAUCCUACAAUAUCUAUAAAACUCAUAGAAGCCAAGAUGUUGUUGGAAAGGAAAUGUUCAAAGCGAAAGUCGUGUCAAAGUCAAGGAGACAUCGUCAAAAUAAAAAGGUUGAUAUGGAGAAUUAUGAUGAUUUGGAUGAAGAGUUUGAAGAUGAUGAAGACGAAGUUGUGGACUCACAUCGUCCGACGGGUGUUUUCGAUCUUGCUGCCUUCAAGGUGAGAACUCAAUCAAAACAAGCCCAUCCCAAAAACCGGAAAGACAGUGAAUUAUCGUAUGAUAUGGUUGAUUAUGAUGAACUAGAGACUGGAUCGGAGUACAGUCAACAGUUCAAUGUUCAAGAAUAUUUAAAUCAGGAAGGAUACACAUUCAUUCAGGCUGAUGUUACUUUUGUUAAGUUAACUGAACCUUUUGAGGAUCAGAUUAAUCAACUUCGCCUCGAAGGUGACCUCCGUGUCAAGGAUCUUCAAAAGAACCAGUACUUGAUUGAUAUUUCAAAACGAUGUCAACCAAAUGGAACUACGCAAGACGGAGAGACUACUGCUGUGAUAGUUCUUACUCAUUUGAAGCACAAAACAUACAACAUGAUCUUCAAUUCAACAAUUGGCGCUGACCCAAUCAGAAGGAAUGGAGAGAAUUUGAGAAAAAUAGUAUCAAGCGCGCCAACUGUUUUAGAGGUUAUAACUAAAAUUUCGGGAGACGUAGCGGAAGAUAAGCAACUUAUUAGCAGGAUUAAAACAUCUGAAAAAUUCUAUGGCCGGCCUUCAACUUCUGUUGACUGGAAUGAUCUUUCUCUACAACGCGCCACAUGUCCUAAUCAGUAUGACAAUGCAACUUGGGCAAACUCUGAAGAAUUGAGUGUGGUUGGAGGAAAAUUGGAAUGGGAUGAUUUAGUUGCUAUGGUGAAGAAAGAAAAUAAUUUGGUGACUUGCUACUCAUCUGAUGACUUCUGUGGAUUUUGUAAUCGAAAAAAGAAAUCCUUUGAACUAUUCCUCAUCAAGUCAUCAAGUGAAACAAAAAUCAAGUGCACUGAAUGUCUAAGAAAUGAGUUUUAUCGAGAAUUCAUUGCAAGAAGACUUCCAAUUGAUCUUCAAACUGAAACUGCUGAUGAAAUGGAAUAUCUUCCAAUAUUCAUUCCACUUACUCUUCUGAAUCUUUAUAUUCGAACAGUUGCGGAAACUAUUUACAAGGAUCUUGGUGCAACUGGAGAUUUUGAAAAGUGCCCUUCUUGCAAGUCAACUAUAUUUUUCGAAGAACCAGGGAAUGAAAAUAAAACUCAAAAUCGUUCAUGUCCAUGUGGAUAUUCUUGGUGUCGGGAUUGCAAGGGAGUACCUCAUUGGCCAAUGAAUUGUGAAAAUUAUGCUGAAUGGGAAAAGAAGUGGCACCUGAGAUAUGCUAUGAUGAAUGCCCAAGGAACCGGCACCGUAACCCUGCUACAGUUCACUUGUCACUGUAAAACAGUAUACUAUUGUCUACUGCCAACCAAACGUGUCAACUGUCCUGGAUGUCGAGAAAGUGUGAAUUUGGAGACCAUGAAUACUAUGUACAGACAAUUUUAUUAUUCAUACCCUCCACGUUAUCGAAAAUGGGAGAAACAGUAUCAUGAAGAAAAUAAGGAUACUGACAGACACCCAUAUCAACCACUAGCAAAGGUGUGCUGGGAAAUUGACAAGAUUCCAGCAAUCAAAGCUUCUGUCAUAGAAACAUGUGGAGCUGCAAGAGAUGUUCGAUUUGAUUUGAAAUUCCGAAAUCGUGUGAUAAAGCAAGAACAGGUUCUCAUCAAGAAAAGCAUCCUGACUUCCGAAGUAUUAGAAAAUAUAUUAGGAACUAUCCCUUAUUUGGUGGAAAAUGUUACUGCAUGGAUGCAUAUGUCAAACCAUCAAGAUAAGAACUUGAAGAGCAUUCUGGAAAGUAUGAUUGCCGACCGAAAAGAUCUAGUUUACUAUUUGGAAAGCGAGAAUGAAAUCGAAAUCGAAAAAUGCGUCAAGAUACUAAGAGCCAAGAUUGACAGUGUUGUAUCGAUAGUGGAGAAAAACAUGAAAAAUUGUUGAUUUAUUGUUUUCAAUGACCACUCCUCUAUGUAAAAAUCAGUGCUUUCUCAGUAAUAAAUUAUUUCUAAUC
Caenorhabditis elegans is the source of this 2801-nucleotide messenger RNA. RefSeq names its product IBR domain-containing protein (gene Y58A7A.3). NCBI's taxonomy places the organism in Eukaryota, Metazoa, Nematoda, Chromadorea, Rhabditida, Rhabditidae. The transcript has 6 exons. The coding region runs from base 80 to 2731 and encodes 883 amino acids. Gene Ontology annotation, molecular function: zinc ion binding. The record is from RefSeq and is marked reviewed.